Molecule: messenger RNA, 1398 nt
Organism: Humulus lupulus (European hop)
Lineage: Eukaryota; Viridiplantae; Streptophyta; Magnoliopsida; Rosales; Cannabaceae
Exons: 1
Coding region: 1-1398 (465 amino acids)
Source: RefSeq, a predicted model, not a curated record
AUGGAAUAUCUUACGUGGCUACUUCAACUAGGGGCUCAGCAAAAAGAUUUCAGAUAUCACCCUAUGUGUAAAAGCCUUAAGAUUAUUAAUCUCUGCUUUAUUGAUGACCUAGUGAUCUUUUGCAAAGCAAACAGUGGCUCAGCCCAGGUGGUUAAGCAGGUUUUUGAGGAUUUCUGUAGUAGUACAGGUCUGAAGGCAAAUAUCAAUAAAUCUCAGAUAUUUUUUGGAGGUGUUUCGGCUGCUAUUAAGGACCAGAUACUUCAGAUUUUACAGCUUGAAGAAGGAACCUUUCCUCUUAAGUAUUUGGGGAUUCCUAUGAGGCCAACAAAAUGGAAAAUGACAGAUUGUGAAGAGAUUCUAAAAAAAAUUAAACUCAGACUUCACACAUGGGCUAGCAGACAUCUAUCAUAUGCAGGGUUGAUUCAACUCAUCACAUCUGUUCUAUUGGGAUUGCGAAACUACUGGAUGAACAUCUUCUUGCUCCCUCAAAGCAUUGUCAAAGAGGUAGAUAAGCUUUGCUUAUGGUUUUUGUGGGGCAACAAUGGUACCAGGAGUAAAUUUCAUCUCACCCCUUGGUCCACUGUUUGUUUGCCGAAAAGAUUUGGAGUUUUGCGUUUCGGUGAAGGAACUAAGUGGAAUAAGGCAAUGCUAGCCAAAUAUAUCUGGGCUAUUAGUCAUCAACCAGAGACCCUUUGGGUGAAAUGGACUAACACGGUGUACUUAAAAGGUCAAAAUUUCUGGCAAUACCAACUUAAGGCGGAUUCAAGUUGGUAUUGGCAGAAAAUUUGUCAUAUGCGUGAUACGGUUUUUCAAAGGGAUAUUGAUGAAGCUAGUAGUCAAGGGAGAUUUAAAAUUAGUUUACUUUAUAUGAGAUUUAUACAUCAAGAUUCAGUUAAGUACCAUCCCUUUGUUUGGAAUAGGAUGAGUGUGCCAAAGCAUCGAUUUAUUACUUGGCAAGCGGUGAAUGAGAAGUUGUUAACCCAUGAUCAUUUGCAUAGAGUGCUCAUGCUUCUUGAUUGUCUACUCUGCCCAGUUUAUGAGUUAGCUGCAAAAAACCAUGAGCAUUUAUUCUUUGACUGCAAUUUCUCUCAACAGGUUGUGCAGCAGGUCCAAAAGAGGCUGGGAUGUAAUUGGCCUUUAAACUUCAAUGAAUGGACCAGGUGGAUUGAAGAUAUGAGAGGAGAUCUUAAAACAGCGCUUGUAGCGGCUGUCUUCUCAGCAACAAUCUAUUACAUUUGGUAUAAUCGUAACACUUGUGUUGUCAAUCACUUCUCUCAUAGAGUCAAUUGUAUAGUUGAUAUGAUCAAAAAAGAUAUUAGCUAUAGAAGUAGGUGCUUUUUACAAAAGAAAAUGUCAGGAACAGAGAGGACUUUUGUGAGGAAUUUAUCUUCUUUGUAA